GUUUCCCUCAUUUGGAUAAAAGCAUCUGCUAAAUUAAUAAAUGUAAAUAUUUUUUUUCUUUUAGAUGCAGGAAGUUGUCUUUUUGGGAUUUAUUUAAUGACACUAGAUGUCUUAGUUAGGUGAUGUGUGCUGUGUGUAUGUUUAGUUUCUGUCUGUGACUGACUUUAAGGGUGUGACUCAAGAUCUUACAGCACUUUUCCAGAUAUGACAAUGCCUGACUCAAAAUAUAUCCACAGUGAAAAUAUGCUCAUACUUCCUUUUUUCCCCUAAUAUUACACUGCUUCAGUACUGCUUUCUGUUAAAGUCUUCACCACACCCAGAGCAAAGGCCGCAGCGGAGCAGAUGGCCGCGAGUCUCACCAAACCCUCCGGACAGCCGGGGAAGAUGAAGAAGGAUGAGUCGCUGCUCGGAAAACUGGGGGGAACGUUAGUUCGCAAAAAGAAGCUGAAAGAAGUGAGUGAUCUUCAGGAAGAUGGGAAGAACGCCAUCAUGGCUCCUCUUCUGCACAGCGACCCAGAGCUGCUCCCUGAGGACUCUUUGCUUGAGGAAAAUGCAGAGAGGACCAUUCUAGACCCAACGUCCAGAGAAGACCUAAAUUUUAAAGACCUCCAGAAGGUUCUCAUUGACUGGAUCAACAGUGAACUUGAGGAGGACCGGAUCAUCGUGAAAGACCUUGAGGAAGAUCUGUAUGAUGGACAGGUGCUGCAGAAACUGUUCGAGAAGCUGUCGGGUCAUAAGCUAAAUGUGGCAGAGGUGACGCAGUCAGAGAUCGGACAGAAGCAGAAGCUGCAGACGGUUCUGGAGGCUGUUAAUGUGGUUCUCAGACCGCUGGACUGGAACACGGAGUGGAGUGUCGACUCAAUCCACUCUAAGAACCUGGUGUCCAUCGUGUACCUGCUGCUGGCGCUGGCCAUCUACUACGCGGCACCCAUCCGCUUACCUGAGCAUGUGUCUGUCAAGAUGAUCGUGGUCAAGAAAAAAGAGGGAAUCCUUCAGAGUGAUCAUGUGACCAAACAACUCACAAGUACCACAACAGAAAUGAUGAUCGGAAGAUCAGAACGUGAUGCUUUUGACACGUUAUUGGAUCACGCACCUGACAAACUGAACGUAGUGAAAACGUCGCUGAUUACAUUUGUGAAUAAACACUUGAACAAACUGAACCUGGAGGUGACGGAGCUGGAGUCUCAGUUUGCAGAUGGAGUCUAUCUGGUGUUGCUGAUGGGAUUGUUAGAAAAUUACUUUGUCCCGCUGUACAACUUCUACCUCACGCCUGAAAGCUUCGAACAGAAGGUGCAUAAUGUCGCAUUUGCUUUUGAGCUCAUGCAAGAUGGUGGAUUACAGAAACCCAAAGCGCGACCAGAAGACGUGGUGAACUUGAAUCUGAAGUCAACACUCAGGGUGCUUUACAACCUUUUCACCAACUACAAGAACACGGAGUAACACUGAAAGCGAUGCGAGGAAGAUUGCUACAUGCCUCACUGAUGCCAGGAUGUCUGCCCACACACAUGCACACACAUCUCUGGUGUUUCUUUUGUACAUACGAAUGAAAGAUUUUGUAUUAUUUCGCUUAUUUAUGCCUAGAAACGAAUGUAUUCAGACUAGAUGCGUCAGUGUAGCAGCUCUUUCAAAUAUUUUAUUUUUCUCGCAUUUGACUUUUAUGCAAACGAGGCUUGCCACUGCUUUAAGCACUACACCAGAAUGACUUCUGUCCUGGAAUGCACCGUGUAUUUUAUUCUAAUAGAAAUGCUGUCAUUAUUUAAAAUAAACAAGUUCUUUCUAAA
Messenger RNA from Carassius gibelio (silver crucian carp), 1781 nucleotides. Its product is annotated as beta-parvin-like. The coding region runs from base 343 to 1440 and encodes 365 amino acids. The record is from RefSeq and is a predicted model, not a curated record. Gene Ontology annotation, molecular function: actin binding. Gene Ontology annotation, cellular component: actin cytoskeleton; focal adhesion; lamellipodium. The transcript is spliced from 14 exons. NCBI's taxonomy places the organism in Eukaryota, Metazoa, Chordata, Actinopteri, Cypriniformes, Cyprinidae. Gene Ontology annotation, biological process: actin cytoskeleton organization; substrate adhesion-dependent cell spreading; establishment or maintenance of cell polarity.